This is a messenger RNA of Malaya genurostris, 1150 nucleotides long. RefSeq lists its product as uncharacterized. Lineage: Eukaryota; Metazoa; Arthropoda; Insecta; Diptera; Culicidae. The transcript has 2 exons. The record is from RefSeq and is a predicted model, not a curated record. The coding region runs from base 78 to 1079 and encodes 333 amino acids.
UUGAAUCCAUUUGAUGUCAUUGUUUAGUCAUGGAGUAUCAACAAAGUGGAUGAUUUUAGCUGCAUAAUACAAGUAAAAUGGUUAAUCUCGUUGCACCACUGUCAAUGUCACAGAUGGCAUUCAGACGAUUGUGGGCAUACGAAGAUGAGCCACGACUGAACCGACAGGCUCGACAGCGAAUGAUGGAUCGUAGAGAUUAUCUGUCCGGGCUUCGCUGGGUUUGGGCCUGCAAUGGAGAGGUCCCAGCAGAUGCGGUAGCAGCAGACGAAUCUGUAGGAGACAAGCAAUGUUAUAUUGGACGGGCACAUCAUCAAGGGUCGGUAACGCCUGGAUUGAUUUUUCCUCAUCGAAAAGCUUGCUGCAUUCCAUGGGGAGGCGAUCAGCACGAACAAAAUAUCUAUGAAGUACUGUGUACUUCAGGUGAAUUUGUUCCAGUGUCAGAGAAAAGCACAGAAGCUCUUUUGAGAGCUAGUUCCGCCGGUGUAUCCGAAGAUGGAGAACCAUUGUUUAUUGGACGAGUUCUGCAUGAAGGAAAGUAUAUAUGUGGAAAGGUUCAAAGGUCUCAUGGAGUUUGUUACGUUGCACACGAGGGUGGGGAAGUCGGAUUUAGUGAAUAUCAGGUUUUCGUUGUUGAAUCUCCUGAACUGCAGGAUUGUCAUUAUUGGGUGUCUACUGAUGACGAUCGAAUUCCUAAAAAUGCUUUUAUUGGGGAAUCAACUAAAGAUGGAAACCUUUAUAUUGGACGUGCUAUGCAUAGAGGGUCAUGCACUCCUGGUUCAAUCAACCCAGUAACCCAGCAGUGUCAUAUUGCUUGGGGUUCUGAUGAGCACAGAAAGGCCAAAUUCGAAUACUUGUGCAACUGUAAAGGAAAAUUUAUAGCAUCACGAGAAAACUACAUUCCUGUUGGAGCAAUCCGCGGAGGAUAUUCGGAAUUUGGAGAACCUCUAUUUAUAGGACGUGUGCAACUCGGUAAUCAAUUUAUAAUAGGAAAGGUACAGCCUUCACAUAAGGUAUGCUAUGUUCCGUAUCGUGGCAAAGAGGUAGCUUACAAGGAAUUUGAAAUAUUGAUUCAAGAAUGAUACUGCAACUUGAGAAUCAUCAUUUGUGAUAAUGAAUAUGUGUUGGAAUAAAAACUAUAUCCUCAAGAAAA